This is a messenger RNA of Marmota flaviventris (yellow-bellied marmot), 2258 nucleotides long. It is a transcript of the gene Pcsk9, whose product is annotated as proprotein convertase subtilisin/kexin type 9. Lineage: Eukaryota; Metazoa; Chordata; Mammalia; Rodentia; Sciuridae. Gene Ontology annotation, molecular function: serine-type endopeptidase activity. Gene Ontology annotation, biological process: proteolysis. The record is from RefSeq and is a predicted model, not a curated record.
AUGGGCACCAGCAGCUCUACGCGGCCACGGUGGCCGCUGCCAUCGCUGGUACUGCUGCUACUGCUCCUGAGCCCCGCGAACGCCCAUGCCCAGGAGGACGAGGACGGCGACUAUGAGGAGCUGGUACUCGCCUUUCCCUCGGAGGAGGACGGCCCAGCCGAAUCGGCCCCGCACAUGGCCACUGCCACCUUCCACCGUUGCGCCAAGGAUGCCUGGAGGUUGCCGGGCACCUAUGUGGUGGUGCUGGGGGAGGAAAGCCACCGAUGGCAGACGGAGCGUGUGGCCCGACAUCUGCAGGCCCAGGCCGCCCGCCGGGGCUACCUCACUAAGGUCCUGCAUCUCUUCCACGACCUCUUUCCUGGCUUCCUGGUGAAGAUGAGCAGUGACCUGCUGGACCUGGCCCUGAGGUUGCCCCAUGUUGAAUACAUCGAGGAAGAUUCCUCUGUGUUUGCCCAGAGCAUCCCGUGGAACCUGGAGCGGAUCAUCCCUGCACACUACCAGGCCACGGAACAAAAAGCCCCCCAUGGAGGUGGCCUGGUGGAGGUUUAUCUCUUGGACACCAGCAUCCAGAGCAGCCACCGGGAAAUCGAGGGCAGGGUCACUGUCACCGACUUUGAGAAUGUACCUGAGGAGGAUGGGACACGCUUCCACAGACAGGCUAGCAAGUGCGACAGCCACGGCACUCACCUGGCAGGGGUGGUCAGCGGCCGGGAUGCUGGUGUGGCCAAGGGCGCCAACCUGCGCAGCCUGCGCGUGCUCAACUGCCAGGGGAGGGGCACUGUCAGCAGCACCCUCAUAGGCCUGGAGUUUAUUCGGAAAAGCCAGCUGGCCCAGCCCGUGGGACCGCUGGUGGUGCUGCUGCCCCUAGUGGGUGGCUACAGCCGGGUCCUCAAUGCUGCCUGCCGGCACCUGGCAAGGACUGGAGCGGUGCUGGUGGCGGCUGCGGGCAACUUCCGGGACGACGCCUGCCUUUACUCCCCAGCCUCAGCUCCAGAGGUCAUCACAGUUGGGGCCACCAAUGCCCAGGACCAGCCAAUGACCCUGGGGACCUUGGGGACCAACUUUGGCCGCUGCGUGGACCUCUUUGCCCCGGGAGAGGACAUUAUUGGUGCCUCCAGUGACUGUAGCACUUGCUUUGUGUCACAGAGUGGGACAUCACAGGCUGCUGCCCAUGUGGCUGGCAUUGUGGCCAUGAUGCUGACAGCUGAGCCCGAGCUGACCCUGGCCAAGCUGAGGCAGAGACUGAUCCGCUUCUCUGCUAAAGAUGUCAUCAACAAGGCCUGGUUCCCUGAGGACCAGCGGGUACUGACUCCUAACCUGGUGGCUGCACUGCCCCCCAGCACCCAUUCAGCAGGAGGACAGCUGUACUGCAGGACGGUGUGGUCGGCACACUCAGGGCCCACGCGGACAGCCACAGCCGUGGCCCACUGUGCCCCAGGCGAGGAGCUGCUGGGCUGCUCCAGUUUCUCCAGCAGCGGGAAGCGGCGGGGCGAGCACAUCGAGACCCGAGGGAGCCGGCAUGUCUGUCUGGCCCUUAACUCUUUUGGAGGUGAGGGUGUCUACGCCGUUGCCAGGUGCUGCCUGCUACCCCAGUCCAACUGCAGUGUCCACACAGCUCCUCCAGCCAGGGCGGAUAAGGAGACCCGUGUCCACUGCCACCAAGAGGGCCAAGUCCUCACAGGCUGCAGCUCUCACUGGGAGAUAUCAGAUAUUGGCACCCACAGACGACCUGGGCAGAGGCCUGGAGGGCAGUCUGACCAGUGUGUGGGCCACAAGGAGGCCAGCGUCCAUGCUUCUUGCUGCCGUGCCCCAGGCCUGGAGUGCAAAGUCAAGGAUCAUGGAGUCCCGGGCCCUGCAGAGCAGGUCACUGUGGCCUGUGAAGAGGGCUGGACCCUGACUGGCUGCAAUGCCCUCCCCGGGGCCUCCCCCAUCCUGGGAGCCUAUGCCGUGGACAACACGUGUGUGGUGAGGAGCUUCGACAUGGACACUGCAGGCAGGACCAGUGAGGAGGCCACAAUAGCUACUGCCAUCUGCUGUCGGAGCCAGCCCCCAGGCCAGGCCUCCCGGGAGCUACAGUGAAAGCCCAGGCCAGCAUGGAUGCCUGGGUGGGGGCCAGGGACUGGGUGCUAAGUGGAUGAAACAGCUCUACCAGCCUGGCCCUGCUGGCACUGGCCAGGGGUGGGGUGCUCCUUGCCUGGGAGAACUCAGCAUCUCUCCCUGGACCCUCCUCCCCAUGGAGAUGCAGGGAAGUCCCUCCU